Molecule: messenger RNA, 582 nt
Organism: Lottia gigantea (owl limpet)
Lineage: Eukaryota; Metazoa; Mollusca; Gastropoda; Lottiidae
Exons: 5
Coding region: 1-582 (193 amino acids)
Source: RefSeq, a predicted model, not a curated record
AUGUCAGUAGUUAUAAAAGUAUAUAUAUAUAUAUAUAUAUAUAUAUAUAUAUAUAUCGACAAGAACUGUUUAGAGUCCUUUCUAAGAGGUGAUUCGCCACCUCAUGAUGUAUGGAAAGAAAAUUGGGCAACUCAGUAUUCAGUUGAUAAAGAUGUAGGGGAUUAUUUAAACGACAGAUUUGAUGGUAUAAGUGUUUAUCCAACGUUAGGAAAUCAUGAAACAUUUCCCGCCAAUCUGUAUUACUCUACACUACCAGAAUAUAAGUACUUCAAUGAGAAAAAUGUAGAGUUGUGGAGUGACUUAUUUUCUAUACCGGUUGAGCAGCGUGAUAAUAUAAUACAGGAUGCUUAUUAUCAGGUUUUAAUCAGACCGGGAUUAAGAUUAAUCAGUUUUAAUUCAAAUCAUGGAAUGUCAAAGGAUAUUAAUGUAUUUAAUAAAUAUUGGAGCAACAGACAUGCUAGAAGUACUGAUAAAGUCUAUUGUGAUGAUGCAUGCCGACAAAUAACAGUCUGUGAAACUUUAUCAGCUACCUUUAGAGAUUGGAUUAAUUGUGUUGGGCGAUUUAGUGCUGUUGUUCAUUGA